Molecule: messenger RNA, 715 nt
Organism: Nymphaea colorata (pocket water lily)
Lineage: Eukaryota; Viridiplantae; Streptophyta; Magnoliopsida; Nymphaeales; Nymphaeaceae
Exons: 1
Coding region: 69-500 (143 amino acids)
Source: RefSeq, a predicted model, not a curated record
GAAUUCCCAUCUCCUGCUGAUCCCUUCUCACAGGAGCCCUGAUUUGCUCGCCUCCCCAAGAAACAAAAAUGUCUUCCCUGGUUAUGGACGAGGACCUCAAGGCCAAGGCAGAGAUCUGCCAUGGGGACGAGAUUUGCAGGCAGAAAAUCUUAGAGCUUCUCAAGGAGUUGGAACUGCCCAAUGGCCUCCUCCCCUUGGAGGACAUCUUAGAAUUCGGGAUCAUCAGAGAGAACAGCUAUGUCUGGGUGAAGCAGAAGAAGAAAAAGGAGCACUGCUUCAAGAAGAUCGCCAAGUUGGCGAGCUACAACACAGAGGUCACAGCGCAUUUUGAGAAGGGCAAGUUCAAGAAGAUGACUGGGGUGAAGUGCAAGGAGCUGCUGAUCUGGGUGAACAUCACUGAGGUGUAUGUGGACGACACCAAGACUAAGCUCAACUUCAUUGGCCCAGGAGGAAUGACGAGGACCUUCCCCAUUUCUGCCUUCCAAAACGAGGAGAAGUAGACGCUUUCUCACCAUUAAGUCGUAUGUCAUAAAGGAAGCCGAAGAAGAAGUAAACGUGUUCUUGAUUUUACCUGGUUGGGGCUCGCUUUUAUGAUGACUAUCCAGAAAUGGAGCCCCUUAUUUUGCUUAUCUUUUUAACUUCUUCUGAUCUUCUUGAGUGUGGGGGACUGUUCUUAAUAAGCUCUAUAGAAGUAUAUAAAUAUGCAUAUUAUUAA